AUGGCCGUCUCCCUAGAUGUCGGGCCAACUAUCACAGUCCACGGGGACGCCAGUACUUCUCGACGGUCGGGACGAGUCCGAAAACCGACCGCAAAGGUCAGAGUGGUUGAGCAAGUCAGCUACCAGGACAAUGCUGAGCUUAAAGAUGAGAUCAACAAGCUCUCAAAUCUUGUCCAGGACCUCCUACGACGGGACGCUGAGAGGGAACAAUUCCUAAAAGACUGCUUGAAGAAGAUCGAAUCCUUGGAAAGAGAGCUUCAGGAGGAGAAGCAGCAGUCAGACCGGCACCAACGGGGUCUAGCAAGGUCUAUGCAUGCUGUUAGCACAGGACCCAGCGAGUCCGCCCUGAGUCUCCAAGGGCAUCCCUUACACACAGCCCAGAACCAGCCGACCCCAGUUCGUUCCUACGCGGCGGUGGCGAGCCAGCCACUAAACAGAAAACAGGACAAACCGAAGCUAACAAAACAAGCUGCAAAACAAGCCCGAAACCAGGCGGCCUCGAAAGACCUGCGCGUCUUCGCGCGUCUGCCACCUGACAACCCGCUUCGUAACGAGAGGGCCUACGACAUAUACGCCUUCGUUCGAGAAAAGCUGAGUCCCCAAGCUCGAGAAGCCCUCAAGGGGAUCGACCAUGUAAAGACAGGAUUAGCACUCCUACCUUCAUCAGCGGAUGGCGCAAAAGCCCUGCUGGAGAACAGAGAACAGAUUGCUGCCCUUCUCCAGGCGCAGGCGGUCGAGCAGCGCGAUACCUGGAUCCGAGCCUAUAUCGCAAAUGUCCCUUGUACUAGGCAUUGUUUGAUAACUAACACCGAGCUGGAGAUCACGACCGAGGAGCUCCUUGAAGAGAUACAGAUUGUGACAAAACUCAAGCCUGAAAAAGCAUACUUUUCCAGAAAAGACGAAGUCGAAAAGCUGGGGCGGACGCCGUAA
This is a messenger RNA of Colletotrichum spaethianum, 930 nucleotides long. RefSeq lists its product as uncharacterized. The record is from RefSeq and is a predicted model, not a curated record. Bases 1 to 930 code for a protein of 309 amino acids. The transcript is spliced from 2 exons. Lineage: Eukaryota; Fungi; Ascomycota; Sordariomycetes; Glomerellales; Glomerellaceae.